Tachyglossus aculeatus (Australian echidna) is the source of this 801-nucleotide messenger RNA. It is a transcript of the gene MRPL17, whose product is annotated as mitochondrial ribosomal protein L17. Gene Ontology annotation, molecular function: structural constituent of ribosome. Gene Ontology annotation, biological process: translation. The transcript has 3 exons. Lineage: Eukaryota; Metazoa; Chordata; Mammalia; Monotremata; Tachyglossidae. The coding region runs from base 37 to 549 and encodes 170 amino acids. The record is from RefSeq and is a predicted model, not a curated record. Gene Ontology annotation, cellular component: mitochondrial large ribosomal subunit; ribosome.
UUCCGGUUCCGGGUCGCGGGGUCAGCCUGGGAGGAGAUGCGGCUGUCGGGGUCGCUGGGCAUUUCCCACGGGCGGGUGUUCCGCCGCCUGGGCCUGGGGCCCGAGUCCCGCAUCAACCUGCUGCGGAACCUGCUCACCGGCCUGGUGCGGCACGAGCGCAUCGAGACCACGUGGGCGCGCGCCGACGAGCUACGGGGCUACGCCGAGCGGAUCAUCGACUACGGGAAGCUUGGAGACACCAACGAGAAGGCCAUGCGCAUGGCCGACUUCUGGCUGACGGAGAAGGACCUGAUCCCGAAGCUGUUCCAGACCCUAGCACCCCGCUUCCGGGACCGGCAGGGAAGCUACACGCUCCUCCAGCGCAUCCCGAACCGCAGCAACCUGGACCGCGCCAAGAUGGCCGUGAUCGAGUACCGCGGAAACCCUCUGCCCCCGCUGCCGCUGCCCCGCAAGGAUGGGAACGGCACCCUCCUGAACCAGCUGCUCUGGGGAUACCGCCGGGAUCUGGCCGGUGCGGGAUCCAGCCCCGUGGGACCCCCGGGACCCUAGAUACCGGGCCCCGAUCCCGACUCCUACUCCAGCACCACGGGCAGAUUGGGGGUCCUGGACCACCACCGCCUAGCGAUUGUGCCCGGCCCGGCCCCGGGACUUCUAGUCGUCUGCCCCGAUAGCCGCACGAGAUGCUUUAAAGCACAGAGCCCGCCCGUAUGGCCUGCUUCUGUAGCGUGGUGGGAAGCAACAGGGACGGGAUGUGAAAGACCCGUGACCCCCCUCCCCAAUAAAAACUCGUUGAUGGUGAAA